AUGCUGCGAUUCAUCAAUAACAGUAAGAGAAGUGAAGAUCACCGAGUCAAAGGACGUCUAAGUGUUUUAGAGAUAGCUAAGGCUGAGCAACUUGCCCUGAAAGUGACACAAUCAGAGUGUUUUGAUGGAGAGGGAGACCACCGGCUGUCAGGUAUGAUAGUGUUCAAGGACGAGAUGGGUCUCCUCCGUCUGAAAACACCUGUGACAUAUAGAGAAGACUCCUUGGGGUUCCGUUGUCCAAUUGUCCUGGACCAGCAUCACCCAUUAGUUAAGAAAUUGAUUCAUGUCUAUCAUCUGACUCUACAUCAUGGAUCGAUUGAUGUCGUGAUGAAUAAACUGAGGGAACAGUUCUGGAUUCUGUCGAGUAGGCGUGUGGUGCAAUCUGUCGUAAGAAAGUGUGUCAUUUGUCGCCGUUUCACGGCAAAAAGACUCGAACCCAAUCCCAUACCUUUGCCUGAGAACAGAGUGCGAGAUGCUGCUGCUUUUGAAGUAACUGGUGUGGACCUAGCAGGGCCUCUUUUCUUGACAGAAGAGCUAGUGAAAUCCCUGUCAACCGAUGCAUUUCUUGAAGCCCUGAGGAGAUUUAUUGUACGAAGAAGAAGACAUGUUACCAUUUAUUGUGACAAUGGGACGCAUUUUGUGGGGGCAUUUAAUGCCUUACGUGGACUGGACUGGAACGAGAUUGUGGAGCAAGGGGUCUCCAGUCGAAUAGAAUGGAGGUUCAGCCCUCCUCUUGCAGCAUGGCGGGGAGGAUGGUGGGAGAGACUCGUAAGUAUGGUCAAGGAAUUGUUGAGAAGAACACUGGGAAAAGCCUGUCUGACGUACGAAAAACUCUCCACAACUCUUUGUGACUGUGAAGCCGUUAUUAACACUCGCCCUCAGACUUACCUGGCUGAGGACACACAACAAGUGAUUCCCUUGUCCCCUGAUAUGUUUUUACGAGAUCUGAGGGAAUAUGGUGUAUCUGAUUUGGAUAAAGUGGACACCACAGCAUUGAAUAAACGAGUCAAAUACAGAAAACGCUUGCGACAAGAAUUGACACAACGUUUCCGUGUGGAGUAUUUAGGACAGUUGACUCGAGCAAAGGGUCCAAAGGCAUCGGCAGUGCCGGUGGCUGAGGGAGAUUUGGUUUUUGUUGGGAACGACAAUAAGAAAAGAGUGGACUGGCCCCCAUGA
This is a messenger RNA of Diachasma alloeum, 1176 nucleotides long. RefSeq lists its product as uncharacterized. Gene Ontology annotation, molecular function: nucleic acid binding. Bases 1 to 1176 code for a protein of 391 amino acids. Lineage: Eukaryota; Metazoa; Arthropoda; Insecta; Hymenoptera; Braconidae. The transcript has 2 exons. The record is from RefSeq and is a predicted model, not a curated record.